AUGAGCAAUAGCUUGUUUUGGCUUUUAUCUCUCCUUUCCAAAGUCUGUCACGCCAACUCCCCCCGCAGCCUCCUAGUCGAAGUUGCUUGCAUUGAGCGCCUGAUUGGCUGGGCGGAUCAGGAGUUGAACGAGCCUACGCACGGUGACAUUGCAUUUGGCCUCACAUUUAAUUACGACUUUUCGGAUGAUGCUUCACUCCUUGUCAAGCAUUAA
Molecule: messenger RNA, 213 nt
Organism: Protopolystoma xenopodis
Lineage: Eukaryota; Metazoa; Platyhelminthes; Monogenea; Polystomatidea; Polystomatidae
Source: the annotation of a GenBank genome assembly